GGACGCAUUCCAGUAAAAGUAGAGUGGCGGCGUCCCAGAAGCCCAGAACCCACGCGUGUGUUGAUUUGCAUACAUGCACACUUCUCUCAUCUAUGUGCAUAUACAAUCACUGCCUACUUUAAAUUCAUCAACCAUUUCACUUCUUUCACCAAAAUGGCACUUGUAAAAUCUCCUUGUUAUUCAAUUCCCAAACCCCAUUUUCAAAAACCCAAUUCUUCAACUACAAAUUCAUCACCUCGCAUCCAUUUCAUCACCUCAUCUUCAUCUUCACCCUUCACUGAAAAACACUCAACAGAUAGAUACAAAAGGGAAAACUGGAUAUACAAGAACCAGCUUGAACCAUCUUGCUGUGCUCCUUUUCCUCCUGACUCAAGCUCUCUGAGAGAUUAUGAUAUAGCCCUUCAGCUUCCUCAGCUCAAGAAGAUGUUGCAAGUGUUGAGAGAGAAGAGAGAGAGUAAAGGAUUUGAUGAGAGAGGAGAGGGGAAGUUUGGGAGUGUUUAUUUGGUGGGGACAGGGCCAGGGGACCCAGAGUUGUUGACACUGAAAGCUAUGAGAGUUAUUCGAAGUGCUGAUCUUUUGUUGUAUGAUAGAUUGGUGUCUAAUGAGGUUCUUGAUUUGGUGGGUCAGAAUGCUAGGCUUCUUUAUGUUGGUAAGACAGCUGGGUACCAUAGCCGUACUCAGGAGGAGAUACAUGAAUUGCUAUUAAGUUUUGCUGAAGUUGGGGCGACAGUAGUGAGGCUUAAAGGGGGAGAUCCACUGGUGUUUGGAAGGGGUGGAGAGGAGAUGGACUUUCUGCAAAAACAGGGCAUUCAAGUAAAAGUUAUUCCAGGAAUUACUGCUGCUUCAGGCAUUGGGGCAGAGCUUGGGAUUCCGUUGACACAUAGGGGUGUGGCAAAUAGUGUUAGAUUUCUGACAGGCCACUCACGGAAAGGAGGAACCGACCCUUUGUUUGUAGCAGAAAAUGCAGCUGACCCCGAUUCAACUUUGGUCGUUUACAUGGGCUUAUCAACUCUUCCCUCACUUGUCUUGAAGUUGAUGCAUCAUGGUCUUCCACAUGAUACACCAGCUGCAGCAGUUGAACGUGGGACUACACCUCAACAGCGCAUAGUAUAUGCGGAAAUAAAAGAUCUUGCUGACAGUAUUGCGACAGCGCAGUUAAUAUCUCCAACUCUCAUAAUCAUUGGGAAGGUCGUCGCUCUUUCACCAUUGUGGCCAUAUUCCUCUAAAGUUGCAUCCACUCUGGUGGAAACCAGAUAGAUAAGAUGCAAGGAAAAGGACAACAUGCUGUUCAGGUCCACCAGUGUUUAUUUUGUUCUCUGGACUUUCCAAUCGACAGUGAAAUCUGGUCCCUCUUCCUUGCAAGAGAGCCUUGGGUUGUGUAACAAAAUUGCACCGCCUCUUGUAUAAACAAAGUCACUUCAAUAGUUCUGAGGAAGGUGUCUGCCUGAAUGGUAUAGAAGCCUCCAUCUGAUAUUGUGUUAUAAUCUCUUUAAUGGGACGCGGAAUGAGUUCAAUUUUUGAUAGUGGAUAGGCAUUUUUUUUUCUUUUGUUUUUCUGAAAAUUUUGUAAUAGUACUGGUGUUCUUAAGAGGGGACAACAGUAAAAUUAAAAAGAAAAUUUUGUUGUGCACGUACUUUUAUCUUUUUCUUUUUCUUUUCACAUUUUCCAUUUUGAGUGAACUUUUGUUACAGGACAGUUGGUGUUCAUUUCAUAAUCCAUAUUCUUAAAUUCUGCAUCUUA
Daucus carota subsp. sativus is the source of this 1740-nucleotide messenger RNA. Its product is annotated as S-adenosyl-L-methionine-dependent uroporphyrinogen III methyltransferase, chloroplastic-like. NCBI's taxonomy places the organism in Eukaryota, Viridiplantae, Streptophyta, Magnoliopsida, Apiales, Apiaceae. The transcript has 5 exons. The record is from RefSeq and is a predicted model, not a curated record. Gene Ontology annotation, molecular function: uroporphyrin-III C-methyltransferase activity. Gene Ontology annotation, biological process: siroheme biosynthetic process. The coding region runs from base 154 to 1257 and encodes 367 amino acids.